Molecule: messenger RNA, 845 nt
Organism: Eremomyces bilateralis CBS 781.70
Lineage: Eukaryota; Fungi; Ascomycota; Dothideomycetes; Eremomycetales; Eremomycetaceae
Exons: 2
Coding region: 194-622 (142 amino acids)
Source: RefSeq, a predicted model, not a curated record
GGAGCAUUCAAGAUCCAAAUAUCCACGGAAGGGAUUGCACUAAACUCGACAUGAUGUAUACCGUACCUGUACAUGGAUGUCAUAGCGUGUAAAUACUAGAAAUGAAGACGAUGAUAAUGAAAUCUAGCAUUGAAAUGUGAUCGGAGAUCCCUCGCCGCUAAAAACGGCGCUCCUGUUACCCGUAGGCUGUAUCAUGGCGAGGACAGGGAUGCGAGAUGUUCAGGUUACAGGAAGCCACCACAUUGAUCCAACAACAUCCUCUCAACUUCCGUACCUGAUUCAUCGACACUACAUCUGCUACGGUCCUCUUCAGCUCGCUAUAUACCAUUUUCUCAAAGCCUCCAUCCUCUCCAAGUACACGACGCUCUUGGAAAAACACCCAGACCGACACUUGUGGCCGCCACUUGAAAACAUCCCCGACAAAUCGCCGCCGUUGCCUGGUUCCCCUCCUCAACCAAUCCCACCACGUCUCCCCUCUUUCACUCCUAUCCUCCUGAAUCCCCUAGACUCCAAUACGGCGAGAUUCUGCGAAGGCUAUAAAUACAAACAACCCCGACAAUCCGUGGGUGGAGGAGUAGAGAACGGUCGGGACGGCGUUGCGAAUUCGGUGUUGGAGGUGUAGGGUUGGGGCAUGCGAUUGUUGAUUCUACCGCCACUGCGUUCCUUUUCCACUCUCUCGUCCGUUCUCUCACUCGCCCGGCCGGACUACUAAUUCACCGCCGACCGUGACACGACUCCCCAACGAGUAUAGCGUCCAUGGCCAUGGAUCCGCAGAGCGUGGCGUUUACCCCUCGUGAGGAUGCGUGGCGCUUCCAGACGGAUAUGCAUCAAGUUCGACAGACGCA